Brachypodium distachyon (stiff brome) is the source of this 826-nucleotide messenger RNA. RefSeq names its product protein NUCLEAR FUSION DEFECTIVE 2. Gene Ontology annotation, biological process: RNA processing. The coding region runs from base 8 to 676 and encodes 222 amino acids. Lineage: Eukaryota; Viridiplantae; Streptophyta; Magnoliopsida; Poales; Poaceae. The record is from RefSeq and is a predicted model, not a curated record. The transcript has a single exon. Gene Ontology annotation, molecular function: ribonuclease III activity.
AGUCGCCAUGGCCGAGCCCUUUUCCUCUCUCUCGCCCACUUCAUCAAAGGGGAACGAAACCAAAGCAGACCUAGGAAAGCAAAGCCAGGCAGCAGCAAUGGCGACCCCGCCGCUCGCCGCGGUGCUCCUCGUCCUCCUCGUCGUCUGCGCCGCCUUCCCGUCGUCUCACCCGCUGGCCUUGGGACUCGAAUCGCCGCCCGCGGCUGAGGCUGCGGCUGCCUCUUCCCCGUUCGACGCGGCGCUGGCGGCGCUGGAGAAGCGGAUCGGGUACGGGUUCCGGUCGCCGGGGCUGCUGCGGAGGUCCAUGACGCACGCCUCCUACUCCCGGGAGAACGGGCGGGCGCUGGCGGUGCUGGGCCUGGCCUGCGCGCAGUCGGCGGCCGCGCUCCGGGUGCUCGCCGCCGACCGCGACGCCGCCGCGUCCGCCGUCUCGCGCGGGACCCGCGACGCCGCGGGGGAGGCCGCCUGCGCCGCGGCGGGGCAGCGCGUCGGGAUCCCCUCCAUCGUGCGCGUCGCCGGCGGGACCAAGGCCUCCGCGGCGCCAGUCGUCUGCGGCGCCCUCCGCGCCCUCGUCGGCGCCGUCGCCCUCGACAACGGCACCGCCGACGCCGCCGGGGAGGUCUUCUGGAGGCUCCACGACCUCGCCGCCGCCGAAUCCGCAACCGCCGCCAUGUGAUGAAGAUGGUUUCCCACUCGCGCUUCAGUUGUUCACUAGAACCACCAGUCCAGUAGUGUGCAAGUGUGUUCUAGGCUGGUGAAGCUGCUGCUGUAAUCAAAUCGUAUGAAAUGAAAUUAUGAACUGCCACUUUGAGCUUUUGCAUGAUUA